Messenger RNA from Asterias rubens (European starfish), 2206 nucleotides. Its product is annotated as acetylcholinesterase-like. Gene Ontology annotation, molecular function: acetylcholinesterase activity. Gene Ontology annotation, biological process: acetylcholine catabolic process; choline metabolic process. The record is from RefSeq and is a predicted model, not a curated record. The transcript is spliced from 10 exons. Gene Ontology annotation, cellular component: plasma membrane. NCBI's taxonomy places the organism in Eukaryota, Metazoa, Echinodermata, Asteroidea, Forcipulatida, Asteriidae. The coding region runs from base 287 to 2065 and encodes 592 amino acids.
CCUAAACAUUGCCGACGAGUACACAACAACAAUGCAGUUCGAAGGUUAUGUUUACUCAUUCCCCGUGCGUGCUGAGUUCCCCUUUUCAGCCAGUGAAUGGUGAAAUAGGAUGAUGGCUGUUCUGUGGAGGAUUCAGAACUACUAUUUUUUUUUACUAACCAAAGUACAAUUAUUUUCAACCUCUUUGAUGGGACGGAUUCUCUUUAUACGUUGAAUGUGAACAAGGGUAUUGUGUUCACAACGAUCAACAAGAUCUGGUAUAAAGUUGAUUCAUUCUUGAUUUAAAAUGAAUCUGUGGUUGACGUGUGUUUUAUGCCUCGCUCUUCGUGCGUCCCGGGCUUCAGCUGACCCUCCCGUGGUGACGACCAGCCAGGGCCGGAUCACCGGCACCACUCUGCAAUUCCGUCCCGUAGUCCACCCCGAGCUGGCCCGGGAUGUAGACGCCUACCUCGGUAUACUGUACGCCGAGCCACCCGUCGGUCCGCUACGCUUCAAAGCCCCUGUAGCAAAGUCAUGGAGUGGCGAGCUUCAAGCUACGAAGAUUGGAAACCGAUGUCCACAACCAAAAUUCCCUCUUGGUAGAUUCACGUUAACAGGGAGCUUCGGUGAGGAUUGCCUUUGCCUUGAUGUAUUCGCUCCUAAACCAGGUCCUCCGAAUGCAGCCGUUCUGGUCUACUUCCACGGUGGUGGAUUCUUCUUGGGGGCUGGUGCCAUUGAGGGCCUCCUUCCAACCCCCAUCGCUGCCAUCGGUGACGUCAUCACCGUCUCGGUCAAUUACAGACUAGGAGCACUUGGAUUUUUGUCCACCGGUGAUGACGUCAUUGCAGGUAACAUGGGACUGUUGGAUCAACGUCUCGCUUUGGAGUGGGUGCGAGACAACAUCCGAGCAUUCGGCGGAGAUCCUUCACGAGUAGCUAUCUUUGGUCAGAGUGCUGGAGCAGCGAGUGCCGGUCUGCAAACGGUAUCACCGGGUAGUGCUGGGCUCUUCGGCGGCGUCAUCAUGCAAAGUGGUGACGCUUCCCCUACCUGGGCGACAACACCCGAAGAACUGGCCCGAAAGAGGGCCUUCAUCUUCGGCGGUUUAGUCGGCUGCGAACACGACACGUCGGAGGAACUACUUGAAUGUUUACAGAAUAACUUGGACGUUGACACCAUUAUCAAAAAUCAGAGCAAUGAGUCACUCAUUGAUGGAGAAAGACCGCUCUCAUUCACUCCGGUAAUUGACGGCAAUUUCCUUCCCGGCAUCCCCUCCGAACUCUGCGAAAAUGGCGCCAUCAACGACGCUGUAACAAUCAUUGGCGAGAACGCCGACGAAGGGAUGUGCAUAAUUACCCCCAUCUAUCAGACAGAUGAGGAGCCGUUCAUUAACAGCACAUCUUACGACUCUCUGUCGCUGAUGUGCACAUCAAUGGUGAGCAAAGAGCCGAUUGUAGCCAAGGCUAUUAAGAUGAUGUACACAGACGCAACGUGCACCGAUGGACCCGGUUGUAACUAUCUACAGAGUCUGUCGCAAGUAUGUGGUGACAUCAUGUUCGUCCGCUACACGGACAAAGUGGCCAGAAGUUUCACGAAGGCCGGCCGCAAGGUGUACCGUUACCACUUCACUCAUACACCGACCACGCCUCUACUCGACACCCCUCCCUGGGCGGGAGCCACCCACUCCGAAGAUUUGACGUUUGUCUUCGGCCUUCCCUUGGUCGCUCAGGAUAAGGACGACUUCACAGAGGAGGAGGUCGAGAUGUCUAUUCGAAUCAUCAACCAUUGGGCGAAUCUUGCUAAGACUGGAAACCCCAACCUUUCUUCCCUGGACGCUGAGCUGACAGACGAAGAGAAAAAAACAGAAUGGCCGCUAUUCACCGUUGAGGGACUCGAAUAUAAAGAUCUGACACCAGAGAUGCUGAACGGGCGCGGCAUCAAGGCUCAAGAGUGCCGUUUUUGGAACGACUUCAUUCCUGAACUUCUCGAAACAAUAGUGGAAGCAAAGAAGGGCCGAGCGGGUUCCUCCAGCUUCGGUGACGGCUUCAGCAGCGAGACAUGCACGGAGGAAACGUGCCCAGAGGACUGAAAUAAAGUUCCGAUUUCUAAUUUGAUUACCAAUUAUUAAGCCCGAUGUCUUAGGGAAUUCUGUCCGUCGGAGAUUCCGUCCCCCUCAUCGGAAAUUAACAUGAGCUGGAGGAGAUUCAUCUGAAGAAGUUUGUACACAGAA